Messenger RNA from Alternaria incomplexa, 6813 nucleotides. RefSeq names its product Type I Iterative PKS. Gene Ontology annotation, biological process: fatty acid biosynthetic process; secondary metabolite biosynthetic process. The record is from RefSeq and is a predicted model, not a curated record. Gene Ontology annotation, molecular function: oxidoreductase activity; fatty acid synthase activity; phosphopantetheine binding. Lineage: Eukaryota; Fungi; Ascomycota; Dothideomycetes; Pleosporales; Pleosporaceae. Bases 1 to 6813 code for a protein of 2270 amino acids. The transcript has 4 exons.
AUGAACACUCCCGCCGAUACUGAACAGCCAUCCAUGGCGCCCUCGAGCCAACCCUCUGGCGCAGAGCCUAUUGCCAUUGUAGGCUUUGGCUUCAAGUUUCCCCAGGAUAUCACCGACGCUCAGAGCUUAUGGAAGCUACUCAUGGAACGCCGAUCAACUAUGACCGAGAUUCCCAAGAAUCGCUGGAAUAUCGAUGGUUUCUACAAGGAGCAUGGCCACCGACCUGGCACUGUAAAGAAUAGAGGCGGCCACUUCCUCGCAGACGACCCCGCUCGUUUUGAUGCUCCUUUCUUCUCCAUUCAACCCGCGGAAGCGGAGUGCAUGGACCCCCAGCAGCGUCUGUUGCUUGAGACAAGUUAUCAUGCUCUCGAGAACGCCGGUAUCCCUAUGCAGGCAGCCAUAGGCACUAGAACAUCUGUUCACGUUGGUUGUCUACUUCAAGAGUACAGCCAAAUCUCUCAGCGAGACGCCCAGAUGCCAGGAGACUACCGCAUCGUAGGAUCCAGCGGCUUGGCCAUGCUUGCCAACCGUUUGAGCUGGUUCUACGAUUUCAGCGGACCAAGUAUGACCGUCGACACAGCUUGCUCAGGUGGCCUCGUUGCGCUCCACUUGGCGUGUCAAGAAUUGUUGGCUGGUAGCGUCGAUAUGUCACUCGUCGGCGGUAACAACUUAUGCUUACUUCCAGACUCAACCGCUCUCUUGAGCAGUUUGAACAUGAUGUCAAAAGAUAGUGUUUGCUACUCGUUCGAUGAGCGCGCAUCAGGUUACGCCCGCGGUGAAGGCUUCGGCGUACUCAUUCUCAAGCGUCUGGACAAGGCCAUUGCAGAUGGAGACACCAUCCGCGGCGUCAUACGAUCAACCGGAUGUGGCCAGGAUGGUAAUACCCCAAGCAUCACGUCGCCCAGCCAGUCCGCUCAAGAGCGCCUCAUUCGAGAGACGUAUGCGCGCGCAGGUCUUGAUCUCGGUGACACUCGCUAUUUCGAGGCGCAUGGCACCGGUACACCUGUGGGAGACCCUUGUGAAGCUGCGGCUAUCAACAACGUCUUCUCCUCUCGAACGCCUGAAGAUCCCAUCUUCGUCGGUGCGCUCAAAGGCAACAUGGGACAUCCCGAGGGCGCCAGUGGUAUCGCGGGCGUCAUCAAGUCGCUUCUUGUACUUGAGAAGGGCAUCAUUCCACCAAACGUUUAUCCCGAGCGUAUCAACCCUGCUGUCGCAGCGGCUGGCCCUAACCUCAAGUUCCCACGCGUACCGGUAGCCUGGCCUACAAGCGGCGUCCGACGCGCAAGCGUAAACUCUUUCGGCUACGGAGGCACCAACGCUCACGUCGUUAUCGACGAUGCGCUGAGCUUUCUUAGCAGCCGUGGACUGAAUGGCCGACACUGCACUGAAUCCAUCCAGGACAGCCAAUCUGCGUGUCAAUCGGAUAUCUCCGGCACCAUGGAGAAAGAGCGAGAUGACGACGAUCAUAGCACGGGUACCAAUGUAUCAUCGGAACCUCUCGCUGACCUCACCCCAUUCACUACUACGGACGAUCCCAGCAUGCUCCUUGGUGAGAUUGGCAGGAAUGUCCCGAAACUGUUGAUACUAUCUGCGUUCGAUGAGCGUGCGGCUCAGCGAUCGGUCUCCGCCCUGGGAACAUGGAUGAGCAAUCACGCCGAUCACGAGGAUCGUACUCAACUUCUCAGUGAUCUUGCAUACACGUUGGCUGAGAAGAGGACACCAUUCCCAUGGAAGACAGCCUGCGUCGCCUCACCAGAUCUGCGGUCGCAACUCACCUUUCCUGCUCCUACACGAGUCAAACAACACGUAAACGUGUGUUUCGUCUUCACUGGUCAAGGUGCGCAGUGGCAUGGAAUGGGUCGCGAGCUCUUAGCGUACGAGAUCUUUCGAAGUGCUAUGCUUGAAGCCGAUCGAUACUUUAAGUCACUCGGUAGUUCUUGGUCACUCAUCGAAGAACUAUACCACAAGUCGAAAGAAGAAUCCACCAUCCAUCAGCCUGAGCUCAGCCAGCCAAUCUGCACCGCGCUACAAGUUGCUAUUCUCGACCUGCUGGCCUCAUGGAACGUUCGCGCUUCCAUCUCGGUAGGUCACUCUUCGGGUGAGAUCGCUGCCGCCUAUGCUAGCGGCGCAGUUUCACGAGAGUCUGCCUGGAUGGUAGCUUAUUUCCGAGGGCUGGCCGUUGCAAUUACCCAAACUCUCAAACCAUCUCAUGGCGCCAUGAUCGCAGUUCAGGCUCCUCUCGAUGCUUGGAAACAUGUGAUGGACAAGACGAAUGUCGACAAUCCCGAUGAUCCAAUCGAUGUUGCCUGCUACAACAGCGCGAGCAGCUUCACGCUUUCGGGUUCAUAUGCUAUCGUUCAUCAGCUGGCCGCAGCUCUCAAAGAAGCGCAGAUCGAAGUACAUGUUCUAAAGGUCAACGUUGCGUAUCACUCGCCACAUCACAUGAAUUCAGUCGCCGAUAUCUAUGGAAAGCUACUCCGAAACAUAGAGGCUGGAGAGCCGCUAGAGAGCCAGUCGUCAUUUGUCUCAAGUGUCACUGGGCAAGAUCUCCAAUGUCUAGAUGAGCUGCGGUCCUCCAGCUAUUGGCAGCGGAAUCUCACUGGGUCAGUACAAUUCUCCGCUGCGCUACAGGGUGUAUGCGCACGGCAAGAUGCUUCAAGCUAUCUCUUCCUCGAGAUUGGUCCGCAUUCCGUUCUGCGCUCGCCUCUAGGCGAUAUCCUCAAACAAUACGGAAGGGAUAUUGCGACUGAUUACAGCUCUGUCUUGCGUCGGGAUCGGGCCGCCGACAUUACCGCUAUGGAAUGUGCAGGAAAGCUACACACCAUGGGUAGCACUGUCGACAUAGCUGCAGUGAAUAUGGACAGCGGUCACAGCCCCAACUUCCUGCCGUCGCUUCCACGUUAUCAAUUCGAAGAUAAGAAGAAGUACUGGCUUGAAGGCAGGACGAGCAUUCAAUAUCGUCAGACACAGUUUGUUCAUCACGAGCUUCUUGGCUCGCGCACCCCUGACUGGAACGAACUUGAAGCACGCUGGACGAACCGCAUUCUCUUAGAUCAGUCACCAUAUCUCAAAGAUCAUCAAAUCAAUGGUCUUUGCCUCAUGCCUGCGGCGGGCAUGCUUGCUAUGGUCAUUGAAGCUAUGCGCCAGUACUAUGGUCAGCGAGCUGAGAGCGCAUCGGGUUACAAGCUCGAAGAAGUCAAAUUUACGAAGGCUAUGACACUUUCGGCUGAUCCCCGCGGUACAGAGAUACAGCUAACACUCCGACCAGGAAUGCUGGAAUCACGUGAUGUGCAGCCUGGUUGCAUGUGGCACCAAUUCUCCCUUUUCGUUUACGAGGACGGCGGAUGGCACCUGUGCUGUGCCGGUUCUGUUUCGAUUGAGUACGACGAACGCCACGAGAACCUAGGAGGUUACAGUGAACAUGCAAAGGCGCUGGAUCAGAAGAAGCUCGCCUUCCAUUCGGCUUUGGACGAAUGCCGCGUCGAUAUCAACAGCGCUGACAUCUACGGUGCAUUCGAUGAGGCCGGCCUCACCUAUGGCCCAACUUUCCGGGGCAUGCGCAAUGUCAAGUGGGAUCGAAACAAUCAGGCGGCAGGCACAAUUGGACUUCGAGACUGGCAGACGCACGCAAAGUUUGACUACAGUGAUGCGCACCUCAUUCAUCCCGCUGCGCUGGAUACCAUACUUCAGAUGACAUUUCCAGCGUAUUCCAUUUACGCCAAGGACUCUUCAGCCACCACUGUACCGACUGGAUUCAGCAACGCUUGGUUCUCUGCAAACUUGCUGCGCGAAUCUUCCGAUGCGCAAGAUGUUAGGGUACAUGCGAAGGUCUCUGGACGUGGAUUCCGCAACAAGCUCUUCUCCGUCACUGCAGCAUUUGCUGAUACGCAAGAACUUUGCUUCUACGGCGAUCUAGAGACUACCACCAUUGGUCGCAGCGAUCCAUCCACAGAGAAGAAGGACGUGCCGCGCAGCCUAUACCGCAUCGAUUGGAAGCCAGCUAGCUUCGAUCACCCAACAACUUCGUCUACUUCAUCAGCCUCUUCUAAGAUUUGUAUUCACAUCAUCUACGAUGAAGCGGAUUCAUCACAGGUGGACUUGAUGCAGAAUCUUCGCCGAACAAUGUCAGCGCAAGACGAGCUUGGUGUUGCCUUGGUAGCAUGGAGCUCUGUAUCAGAACAUGACCUUGAGAAGGCUACCUGCGUGUUUCUUCCUGGUUUGGACGGCAAUUUACUUCGACACAUGCAAGAGGACGAACUCGAGAAGAUCAAGACCUUGGUAUCGAAAGUCAAUGCCCUGCUGUGGGUCACGUUCCAGCAUCGAGCUCUUGACCAGAGCCCCACCGAAGGCCUGGUUUCAGGACUUGUGCGCACGCUAGCGACGGAAUCUGAAGACUAUCGGCUCGUAAGCAUCAGCCUCAAUUCGGAUAACGGACUUGACGUAGCCGCUGCCAAUAUUACGACGAUUACCAAGACACUGUUAGAUCCACAACCCGACCCGGAGGACGAGUACUGCGAAAUUGACGGCCAGCUCUGCAUUCCACGUGUAGUCGACGAUCCGGAACUCACUGCUCAAGCACUGCCUACCGAAGAUACUUUAGUUACUGUCACCAAACCUUGGAGCGAGCUUGACAGCCCAAAGUUGACCAUCGGCGCGGCAGGCAUCCUAAGUACACUGCAUUACGAGCAGGCUUCCGACAACAUUGGAGAGCUUGAGCCGGAUGAUGUUGUCGUUGAAAUCAAGGCUGUUGGACUCAAUAUGCGGGACGUCUCGGUAGCACUCGGUCAGGUCCAUGAUGAGACCUUCGGAAGCGAGAUCGCUGGAGUCGUGGUACGCACUGGUUCAUCACACGAUGGGGGCUUCCAGAUUGGUGAUCGCGUUUUCGGUGUCACACGAGAUGGCAUUGCGCAAAUUGCACGCUGCAAGUUCUCACAACUGCACAAGAUGCCGGACGGUAUGAGCUUCUGCGAUGCUGCUGUUUAUCCAGUGGCAUUCUGUACGGCCUACUACGGCUUGAAGCAGUGUGUCGGUAUACAGGGUGGCGAGUCCAUCUUGGUCCACGAGGCUGCUAGCACGCUCGGCCGAGCGAUCAUCCAAAUCGCCGUUCUCCACGGAUAUACGAAAGUCUUUGCGACUGUAGGCACACCUGAAGAAGCGGCUUUCCUGGAGAAGGACUUCAACGUUCCGACGUCGAACGUGUUCCUCACUGGCAAUCUCGACUUCCAGUAUGGUAUCCUCCGUUUGACAGGAGGACGAGGUGUUGAUGUUGUGAUGGGCUCUGAAGAACUCUUGCAAGAUUCUUGGCCAUGCAUCGCUUCGUUCGGACGCUUUGUUGGCGUUGGAGAAAAGGACGUCUUCAACUCGACCGCGAAUGGCUCAAACGAGAUUGUGGUACCUCCUACAACGAAGAACAUUACUUUCGUCAGCGUCAACUUCCAGGACCUAGCACAGAGCCAUUUGUUUGCUGGCAUCUUCACAGAUGUGCUAUCACUGAUGGAAGGUGGUAAGAUCACCGUGUCUCUACCUCCGACCGUGUUCAGGCAGCGUAGUAUUCAGCAGGCUUUCCAGUCGCUCAAAGAUGGAGAGACGCUUGGAAAAGUAGUCAUCGAGAUGGCUGGCGACGAGAUUGUGGAAAUGGAACUUUCGCCAGAUUCUGACAAGCCAUUGUUCUCUUCGGACGCCAGCUAUCUUGUCGCUGGCGCAUUUGGCGGCAUCGGCCAGAGCAUUGCUACGUGGAUGGUACACAAUGGAGCCAAGCAUCUAAUCUUGCCGUCACGAUCAGCAGUCGAGGGUACUGGAUCUGAGCGCGAUUACUUCAUGCAAGGACUGAUGGCACAAGGCGCCGCAGUGUAUGCUCCAGUAUGCGACGUCGCCGACUAUGACCAGCUUAAGGAGACCCUUGCGUCCUUCCAAGCUCUUCCGCAAAUCAAAGGGUGUGUCCAAGCAGCAAUGGUAAUGCGCGACUCUUCCUUCGCAAAGAUGUCGAGCGAGAAGUGGCAUGAGUCACUCGCGCCCAAGGUAGACGGCUCCUGGAACCUACACCAGCUUCUACCUGCCGAUCUCGACUUCUUCGUCAUGUUGUCAUCUUCCACCGGUAUCAUGGGCUCGUUCGGUCAAUCAAAUUACACCGUUGGCAACACAUACCAGGACGAACUAGCGGCCCAUCGUAUGCGUCACGGCCAACGUGCUCACACCCUCGCUCUGAGCAUGGUCACCGGUGUUGGCUACGUCGCUCAGAACGAGCAGGUACAAGCUUUGCUCCGCGUGCGGGGUAUGCUGGAGGAGGUGCCGAUGAGUGACAUCUACAAGCUGCUACGCUUCUGCUGUGACCCCGAACGCGUCGAUGCAAGCACCGUCGGGUCCCAGAUCAUCACACCCUUGACCCUGCCGGCUGAUCUCCGUGCCAUGGGUAUCGUGGCACCUCUCGGUAGUACGCGGCCGCUAUAUCACUAUCUCGACACGCUCCCUUCGCGCUUCUCUUCCGACACCGCGACCGCCGAAGCCAAGAAUCGCCCUUCGUACAAGCUCUCAGAGGCCACGAACCUCGCUCAAGCCACCGAUAUCGUUGUCGACGCGAUCCAGAACCAGCUUUCCAGUCUCUUGGUUGUCAGCAAGGACGACAUCGAUCCUCAGAAGGCGAUCUAUCGGUACGGCGUGGACUCGUUGGUCGCGGUGGAGAUGCGGAACUGGUUUUCGAAGGCCACCGGAGCGGACGUUGGUACUGUGGAUAUCAUGAGUGAUAUCAGUAUCUGGCUGUUGGCUGUCAAGGUAGCGGGAAAGAGUAAGUUCGUCAAGGAGGAAGUGAAGGAGUAG